Molecule: messenger RNA, 10877 nt
Organism: Strigops habroptila (Kakapo)
Lineage: Eukaryota; Metazoa; Chordata; Aves; Psittaciformes; Psittacidae
Gene: CRYBG3
Product: crystallin beta-gamma domain containing 3
Exons: 22
Coding region: 1872-8936 (2354 amino acids)
Biological process (GO): visual perception; lens development in camera-type eye
Molecular function (GO): structural constituent of eye lens
Source: RefSeq, a predicted model, not a curated record
CUGCAUAUGUCCAAAAGUUGUUCUCCAUUUGCUCCCACAAGUUAGGCAAUGGCAGCUGGAUGGAAGCCCCCAGCCUUAUAGUUGCCCCUCAGCUGGGUAGGGUAUGGAGCUCUCACCCGCUCCUCCUGCAGGCACUGAGUUCAGACUCAGCUUUAAAAAUACAAAAGCCAAACCUACUGUGGCCCUGGUUUAAAAUGGGAGGAAGGGGAGGGGGGAAUUACAGUGUUUGUUAAUCACUGUCUUAGACUCUUCUGAGAACCUCAUUUGAUGAAGAGCUUAUGUUAAUAACUUACCCCUAGAGCAAUUUGUAGCUCUGAUGAACAUGAGAAUUGCUGGAGGCUUGCUUGCUUGUGGAAAAAAUAACCUGUGCAGAUUAGUUGCAAGUUUCAUAGCAGCAAAAAGCACAGCACAUGCAUUAACAGCUUACUUGGCUUUUACGUAGAAUACAGACGAACGUGACGUAUUUCCCACUGAGGUUGCUUGCAAGCAUAAGUGUGUUCACGAGCAUUUGGGCUACUUUGAACGAUGGCUUAGGUGCAGUUCUUUAUCAUUAACUUCCAUCAAAGGCAGUCAUUAUGCUUUACUUGGUUAUUUGCUAUUUUCAAUAAUACGAAAUUGAUUAUUUGUUACCACAGUGCUUGUCUUGGAGCAGUCUAAAUCCCAAGGCUGAAAAAAAUCCCAUUGAAUUUUCACUAUUCUAAUGGGAAUCUGGUUGGGUUUGGGGUUGGUUUUUUUUUGUUGUUGUUUUUUAAGUAUGCGUUUCUUUAGUCCAUGUGGAUGAAGAUACAGCUUUUACAGUGUAAGUCAAUCCACUGCAGAUUCCUUCAGUGGCUGAGCAAUUGUUGUGUUGCAAAUAAAUGUGACCUUUCAGGUCAUGCUAGAAGCUGCCAAGGAGGUGUAACACUUUUCACUGAUCCCUUUAUCCCAGAGCUACCACCAAAAUCUCCUUCAAACUAUGGAUUUGUUUUGUUAGUUGUUAUGCAUAUUGUUUAGCAGGUUCAUUUCAGGUUUAUGUUUUUGUCUCCAAGUGCUGUUGGUCGCUUGGUCAAAUAACUAUCAGUGCAAGUGUGCCUUUGUUGGGUUUGUCCGGAUAUUUCUUCUGCAUCGCUGAAGUGUACCAGAGGCAUCAAACAGGGAAGAGCAUGCUUUUAUUUGGGUUUAGAGGGCUUUUUGGUGUUUGGGGUUUUUUUUUCAGGAUGAGAUUAUUGUUCUGUUCAUCCAUUAGUUUCUAACUAAGAGCUUUCAGAGAUGGAAGAACUUUGUUUAUUCUGCCUGAGGAGAGAUUAGAGAGUCUCUUUCUUCCUCUGGGGCUGCCAGUCAUUGUUCCUGUUUACAAAGAACAUGUAUUUUUUUCUGAAAACAAAGGGAGUGAAGCCAUAAAUUUAAAGAGCAACCAAAAGGAAAACACAACUCUGCCUGCACUUUUUAAGGUUCGUCAAAAUGAAGAGAAGAACCAUUCCACAGAAGAACUUAGCAAGUCUGAAAUCCAGGAGGAGCUGAAAAAGGCUAAUAGCCUUCCCAGUUUGAUUCCUGGAAUCAAAACAGUGGAUAAAGACAAGCAACCCCGAGAAGGUUUCUUUCAUUUUCUUGGAAGCUUAUUUAAUAUUGCCACAAGAUCUUCUUUGGUAGAAUCUAAACCCUCUACCUUCCAAGAUGAACCCAACAGAUGUGAAAAGGAUUUACAGAACACAAAUACCCUUCCGGAGGACGUGCAGCCAGAGCAGCUGAAAAUUGAAGAGUCUGUCUGUUCCACAGCUAGAAUAAAAGAGGAUUCUGUAAAUAAAGAUGGUGCCAUCUUAAAUAAUAUUGGGAAAGAUAGCUCACAGGGUCUGCCAGCAGGCUGGAAACGAUCUGCAGAUGGACAAAAGCAGAUGCAGCGGAAGCCAGAAGCGCCUGCAGUCACUUAUGCAACAUAUCGAGGUUCUGCAAGGAUUAGGCAGCUAUUGAAGAAUCAAUCAGAAACGGCUGAGAAAGGAGAAGAAAGUAUUGAGAACAGAAAUGCUUCAGCGGUCAAAGAAAAUGGAGAAAUCCAUACAACUGUGUCUCUGAAAUCAGGACACUUAAUAAAAGAAAAUGGAGAAGAUGAGGGUAAAGGUCACGAAGUUGAUGCCAUAGUAAACUCUUCUGCAAUUAAAAUGGGAAGGCAAAAGUCUGGUAAAACUCAACAUUGCAUGGGUAGCAGUAAACAUGAAAUAACUGCAAAGACCACAACUUCAUCUACUGGAUCAUGUCAUGAGAUAGACUUCAAAUGUUCGCCUGCUUUGACUGCAGCGAAUGUUAAAAGGACGUAUUCACUAGAUUCAUUACUGUCAUCUAGUAGCAGAAGCGGUGAGAUCUUGACCAGUUCCACUUCCCAGAUUACCAGUUCCCUUAAAAUGAGUUCUGCAAAUGAUUUGUUCAGCAAAGAGGAUGGACUGCUGCAAGAAGCAGAAGCUGUAUUUCAGACAGACAAAAAUGCCUCUUCUAACUUUGAUAAAGAAAAUGAUUGUAGUAAAACAGCUAAUAAGGAGGCCACAAAUGAAAUGCAGGAUGAUUGUUGCCAUUCACCCAAAUCAAAAAGUGAGACAGUUAAUGAAGAACUACAGGUGAGUAAGGGAGAAUUUUGCUGUAAUCAUCAAAUGGAUAGUCACUCAGAGCUAACAUUGGAUGUCCAGAGGCUUCGUUCCAGUACCACUACAUUUCAGCAGCAAGUGGAUCAGCAUACAGGUAGGGCAAAAAAAAAUAGUGAUCCAAGAAAAAGUGAUACACAGAAGAUCGUGGCAGCUGUAGAAGGAGAGCAGAAUCCACAGAAUUUUAUUGCUACUGUUCCUUUACCUUUUAGUGAACAAAUACCUACUUCACUUAGCAUGGAGUCGACAGAAGAAAAAUGUGUAGCCACAGGUGAUCUAAAUACUUCAGUGUCAUCUAGUAAAAAUGAUGAAGAUACUGUCAUGGACAGGGGGACUUGUAAUGAAGAACUGAGUCUGUUAGGGAAACCAGUGCAUAUACAAAGCGGUCACCAAUUAACCCAUGUGGAGAAUUCUAAUAAUGCCACGCAGCAGACUGCUUUACCUGGUCUAGAAACUGAGGGUGAGGAAACCAUGAAGGUUUUAUCUGAGCUUGCAGUGGAAAACCUUGCCAAUGUAUCAUCAUGCAUACAUGGGUGUGAAAAUGUGAAAUCUAGCUUUGAUGAUCUGACAGCACCUCUCUCUGUAACUUACGAGUCUUCCUUUGAAACUGGAGACUGUUGCUCAGCUCCUCUUCAUCUGAGUUGCAAGUUCAAAAAUAAAACUGUAGGGAAAAGAGAAGUUGGUUUGAAAGAUCAGAGAGAGGCGCUUUCUCCUCCUGAUCUUGAAUAUGAGAAGAGCGAAUCCUUUGAGCCUACAGAGAUGAGCCUCUCUGAAAACUCUGUUCCUGUCCACAACCAUGGUCCUAUUUCGCUUGAAACUGUUCAAGAUACUCCUGCUAAAGCAUUAGUUACACUCACAGAAGGUAACACAGCAAAGCCUGCACCUUGCCCUUUAAUCACUGUUGGCAAGACAGAAAAUUGUACUACUGCCACUUCUAAAAUUGACAAGACAAGUAAGCCUGAGGUUACUCUUGUUCUUUCUGAGUGUAAAGAUUGCAUCUUUGAACUUCCCUCUCAUAUUUCUAAGAGGCAAGAAAAAAGUCUGGAGGUUUCUCAUUCUGCCUUGAGAAAUGGAGGAAGACCUUUGACAAAUCAUUCUGCUUUUGUCUGCGAAGAAGACAUUGAUGUAGGCGUCGUUUCUGAAUCUGCACCCAUUUCUGAAGAUAGGUGUACUAAUUUUUCUUCCAAGAAGGAAGACAGUAGUGAGUUUAGGGUAUCACCCACAGUACUUGAUUCUUCAUCUGACAACCAAGGAAAAAUGCCUUCUCCUGCCACUAACUCUAAAAAUGGCCAGAUUGCUAUAUGCUCUGCUGCUUCUGAACAGGACAGCUUUAUUUUUCCAGCUGCUAAGUCUAGUAGAAUAAUUCCAGAGGACAGAAUGACCGAGGUGGUACUUGGCUCAGGAGACCCAAGAGCUUCGUGCCCAGCUGGUUCUCUGGAACCCGAGCUUAGUCUAGCUACACUUGAUAGCUCUGCUGUAGGAGUACACAUGGGGCAUGUUUGCAUCCCCAGCCCCACUUCACCUACUCUUGGAUCCAGAGAAGCCUCCAACCUUUCUGUUUCUGCUAUGGAAAUGCUGGGCAUUGCUCAGGGGAACAGUAAUUCUUCCAGUCACAGAGCCAGUGAUGGUGUAGAGAAGGCUUCCAUGCAACAGGCUGACAGAAGCGUCUUGGCAGAGGCAAUGCCAUCACCCAUCUGUCCUUUGGAAUCUUUGGAAACAGCAUCCAAGUCAGCCUGUACUGAGAGUGUGUGCAGAAGUGCAGUAGGACAGGCGAUUCUUGGUUACUGUGCUUCUGCUAUCUCAGAAGCACAGUCUGUGAUGGAUAAUGACGCAGCUGCUGCACCUACAGGGUCAAAUGAGCUGUGUUCUGAGGAGGCAGGGGAAGAUACUGAUGUGAAGGGACAAGAAUGUUCUAAAUUCCAAGAUGCUGCUGUUUUGUUUAGAAAAGCUGAGGAAAUAGUGGACUCAGUUUUACACUUGGCUAUAGAAGAAAUAAUAGCAAAACAAGCCAUUGGUAUUUGCCAGCUUUGUGGGAGCAAGAAUAGUUUAAUAAAUACGGAUAUACUACAUGAUCAGAAAACUGAAACUGUACAGCUGAAAGCAGAAGAAAUCCAGUUAACUGUGCAGUCAUUAAAACAUUUUAAUGAGAGCAGUAGAGGAGGUUCAUCUUCAGUUACAGGAAAUGAAACAAAUCAUCAAGAUGAAAAGAUACUAUCUUACACCCCUGAUAAAAUUGACCUGCACAGCGCACUAACACUAAAAGCAAAAGAAACAGUUGAUGAAGUCAUUAACUCAGCCAUACAAAAACUGGCAUCCAGUCAGUGGCAAGGCGGUGAGAGUAAAAGGCCUUUUGAAAAGGUUGAGCCUAAACCUAAGACUGAAAUGCCAGCAAUUUUAAACCUAGAUAUCAAUAUACCUGCCAAAACACAGAAACUAACAGAAAAGAAGGAAACCUGGAGUGUAACUGUAACCUGUGAAAAGGCAGAUUGCUCAGGUCCUCCUUUGCUUCCAAAUAAUAUGGAAAAUGGCAUAGACUGGCCCCAAAGAGGUGAAAAGAUGCCAAAUAAUGCAUUUACAUGUCAAACAAAUGGUUUUCUACCCUCUGGAAGUUCAGCAAGGCCAGAAUCAGAUCUUAUGACACCAGCGAAAGAGAGACACAAUAGAAGGGUGUGUGAACAUCUGGCUGCAGCAGAGAUGUGUAGCAAAGCUGGAGCAUCAGCAACUAGUAGAAAAUCUGAUGGAUCUUUACAUUUAAUACAUAGAGAUGCUACUGUGACUGAAGAGAUGCUUUCGUCAUUGCAGUUAAAAGAUUCUUGCAAUAAUACAAAUGUGCCAGAGUGUACAUUGUUGCCAACUGUAAAUGACAAUUUGUUAUCUUUUCUGCCUGAUGAAGAAUGUAUCAGCAUGCAGAGUGAAUCUAAAGACACAAGCAGUGCCUGGGGGUCUCUCAAAAGCAAUGCAGAGGACAGUCUCUAUGAACACUGCAGAAGAGAGGCUGCAGAAGUACCUGCACAAGUAAAAGCAACCUUCGAAGAUUUAAAGGCAGUGGAGAGUAAAGAGGAACUAGCAGAAGGGGCAAGUGAAAUAGCAGAGGUUAAUACUGGGUUGAAUACACAGCUCAUUGUACCUGAAUUGGCUGUAACUGGAGAGGAUGAUGAAGAGGAAAACUGCUUUAGCACAGCCUUUGCUCAAAAUAAUGGGAAUCUGAAGCAGGUACAAAUGAAGGAUCAAGACAUGAAGAGCAAUGAUCAGCUUGAAGAAAAUGGUCUGGGCUGCGACAAUGACAUAAAGGAAUCUACAGAUCUUUUGAAGGAAUCUACGGAUCUUUUGGCCUUUUCUCCACUAAUUGAACAGUGGGAAAACAGUUCUUUUACUAUCAUUUAUGAAGGUGCCCUUCAAACUGAGAACAAAUCUGUCUCAACUGAUGAUAUGCAAACUUGUUUGCUUUCUUCUUCUGAUUUGCAUUCAGAUAAUAUAGAUCAUCUAAUGUGUGAAAGAGCAGAGAAUAAUCAUGAGCCAGCCUGCCUUUAUGGGAAGGAUAACAAGCUGAAUGAAGCAACAGAUAGCCGUAGCUCAGAGUCAUUUCUGAACGUGGAGGCCAAGCGCUAUAGAGUAUAUCCUUUCUCUUUGUCUCCAAUAUACGAAGACGACAGCUCUCAAGAAGACUUACUUUCCACAGACAUGUCACCAGAAAGCCAUCCUAGUGGAAUAUCUAAAGAUAACACUGACCACGCUUCUGUGCUUUCUCUUCUCCAGUCAGUUUCUGAGCGCUUACAGUUUACUUCACAGUUCAGUAAAGAGGAGGAGGAGGAGGAAGGAGUGGAGGAGGAGGAGGAGGAAGAAUCAUCAUAUGAAGAAAAUAUGCUUAAUGUUGAGAGAGAAGACAACUGUUUUUCCAGUCAGUGGAGAAGAAAUUUAAAACCAACCCUUCAAUCAAAUGACCAAAAUAGAUCUUUGUUUUCUGAACAAUCACUUUUUCUUUCAAAAGAACAACUUGACUCUAAAGAGCACCCAGAACUGUUUCCAGAUGGAGCUUCUCCCAGUCAAACACCUUGUAAGCCAGUUUCACAGAAAGCUGAUGCUGCUCUAGAGCAUCCUCCUCCAAGUGUGUACUACCAGUAUUUGAAAUCUGCCAGCAGUUGUUCCUCUGAGAAGGGAACCAGGUUUGGAAGCCUUCUCCAGGAUAUGUUUCUGCCAAAGAUUCAUUGGUCUCAAGACAGCACCACGCCAAAACUGGGAGAAUUGUCAGCGAACCUCAUUGAUAGGGCAAGUCUCAAAUACAAUCCAAGACCGGGAAAGAUUAUUAUUUAUGAUAUUUAUGGCGACAAAAGUAAACAAGAAGUUCAUUCUGAUGUGCUAGAUACCACGUCCUGGAUCUUUCCCAUUGGAGCAUUACUUAGGAUAAUUAGAGGAUGUUGGAUUUUUUAUGAGAAACCAAAGUUCCAGGGUCGGAAGUACGUGCUAGAAGAAGGAGAGGCUGUGCUGGAUCACCUUUGGGAUCUCCCGGGUGUGAAACAUCAUCGAAGAAACCUCACAGUUGGUUCCAUCAAACAUGUUACAAAGGACUGUGGCGUUCCAGAGGUAGAGUUCUGCCUGGCAGCUGGUAGUACAGAGGGACUUCCUAUCUGCAUACAGGGUGCAGUUGCCAAUUUAGAAGAACUGGAUGUUGAGAAAAACCCUUACAUAAAAGUCAAAUCAGGAGUAUGGCUUGCUUACUCAGACUUUAAUUACAAGGGAGAGAUGAAGGUCUUGGAAGAAUGUGAUUCACCAUCUGAAAUUCCUUCAGCAGAUGUAAAAUCUCUGCGUCCCUUAAAAAUGGGUGGACUAAAGGUACAAAUGCCAAUGAACGUCAAGAUAAUAAUAUAUGAGAAAACCCACUUUGGAGGAUGGUCCAAAGAGUUUUCGGAAAACAUCAGUUCUGUCCCAGCUCUGUUUGGUAGUGAAGAGGAGUUUCAGGAAAUUGGAUCAAUACGUGUAAUUGGUGGAGUAUGGGUUGCCUAUGAUAAGGAACGUUACAAAGGCCAUCAGUACUUGCUGGAGGAGGGAAAUUACGAAGACAGACACUCAUGGAGGGGAACUGACAGUAUCCUCCUGUCCUUCCGGUUCCUUCAGGCUGAUUUCAUAGAGUCAUCAGUGGCACUUUUUCAGUCUGAUGGUGAAGAUGGGAAAGCAUUAGACAUUGUCAAUGAAGAAAUCCCUGAUUUGGAGCAGGCUGGAUUUGGCUCAGAGACGAGGUCAAUUCUUGUGAGAAGUGGAGUGUGGGUUGCGUAUCAGCAGAAAUACUUCUGUGGAGAACAAUAUGUAUUGGAGAAAGGAAAAUACAAAUGUUUCUUUGACUGGGGAGGAUCUAGUAAAAUCAUCAUGUCGAUUCGACCUAUUAAGUUGGAACCACUUGGAAUGAAUGAGCCUCCACAUUUGCUCAAAGCUUUCAGUAAUACACAUUUCCAAGGAGCAUGUAUAGAUUUCACAGCAGAAGUUUCUGAUUUUACAUCAUUCAUACCAUGUUCUUUUAAGGUUCUUCGGGGAUGUUGGCUCCUGUAUUACCAAGGGGAAACCACUGACAAUCACUGUGUGCUGGAAGAAGGCCUCUACACUGACCUCAGUUCCUGUGGCUGCCCGACUGCUACAGUCAAAUCCCUCAAGCCUAUUCAAUACGUUUUUGCUGAGCCCUCCAUCAGUCUGUUCGCUCUGGAAUGCUGCAAGGGCAGGGAGCUGCACUUCACUGAACCAAUCAAUUCUGUUUUGAAUGAGGACCUUCAUUUUUACACUCAGUCUGUGUGGGUGAGAAGUGGAUUGUGGAUUGCAUACGAGGGAUGUAAUUUUUUAGGAAAGCAGAUUCUGCUGGAGCCCAGUGAGAUUUCAAACUGGAAUGAACACAGUGGCUGGAAAGUAAUCGGCUCUCUUCGUCCUGUGAAGCAGCCAGCAGUGUACCUCAGAGUGAAGAACCGAGCCCAAGGCAAGUAUCUGACAGUGGCUGGAAGCUUGGCUGAUAUAAGAGCAACAUCGGUGUGCGCAUCCCCAUACAAUGGCAAGAACACCCAGAUCUGGCACUACUGUCGUGGACUCUUCAAAUCCAAGGCUAACAAUGCCUGUCUGGAUGUCAUUGGGGGCAGAGACGUGCCUGGGGCCAAGGUGGCACUCUGGGCAGAGCAUGGGAAGGACCGGCAAAAGUGGAGACUCAAUGAGGAUGGAACCAUCAGUUCAUACCUUAGUGAACAACUGGUGCUUGACAUUAAAGGAGGAAAUUAUUAUGACAAGAAUCACAUCAUUAUGAAUCAGCCGAUAGAUGACAAACAUUCGCAAAAAUGGGAUAUUGAAAUAUUGUGAGUAAAACCCACCACACAGAUGGACCUUGUGUGUGUUAUUAACACGUGGAGGGGAAAAAACCCAAACCAGGGGAAAAAACCCAAACAACUACUGAAGUCACCCACCACUGGAACCUUAAGCAGCAACUCCUCUCUACUUUCCUUCACACCAAGCACCAGCUCCUAAAACAACUCAAUUUUGCACAAAUCUGGAAGAUGGGAGGUUGAUGUAAUGUCUUUCUGCAGGGAAGCUACGCUUGUAGAGGCCACUCCUAUGAAGGUCACUGUUAUUCUUCAUCUGAAGUAUUAGAAGUAAAUGAAAAAAGACUUAGACGUAAGUUUUGCAGGAUGUGAACCGCAAGAGAUACUAUGGGAAAGCCUCUUUAGAAAUACUGUCUUUACCUUCCCCUCAAACUGAUGGAAGCUCACUGAAGAAUUGAAUGCAGCUUGAAAGAGGUUGUGUUGGACUUCCAUGUCCCAAGUGCAACUGUUUAGGUUCCAAGCAAUCCUGAAGCUCAAACCAUAUCUCUUGCUAAAAUGCAAUUUAUUUUGUUCAUAAAGAUGACAUUGAACUGGAAUUACCAGCUCAGCAUGUGAAAUGAAGCAAUAGAGAAAGCCUGACUUCCCCCCCACUCCAAUGUUACUGGUAGGUCUUUGUCUUCAUUUGUUUUAGCAGUACCAAAUUUCCAGGUUCAGGAACUGGUUUUGCUGACCCAUGGCCUGUUUCCAGCCACUGAAAUUGAGAGUUAUCACUGAAGAUCACCUUCAACAUGGAGCCAUAUUUACAUGUAUCAGAAGAAACGGUCCUGGGUCAGGCUAGACUUCUACAAGGGCUAGCUGCAUUUAGAGCAGUAAUGAUUUUGAAGUCUAGCCAUAUUUUGUUUUGCUGUAUAUAGAUUAAUUUAAUAUAAUGUAAUUUGGUCUUGAAACCACAUCUUCCUUCAGAAAAUAACUCCUAGUAGGUAUUUUCAAAAGGUGCUAUCAGACUGCAUUUCAAAACUUGCUUAAUGUUAAAAGAACAGCAUAACUACAUGUUCACAAUACUGUGGCUCAUCAACACCUCAAACAUCUUAGCCCAAAGGACAAGGACUUGGACUACUGGUCCAGGCCUUGGCGUGCUGGCCCUUCCCUCAACUUCAGCACUAUGCAGCCAGCCUACAAGCUAUCACUUGAGACAGACAGAGCCAAAUACCUGACUGGAGUGCAGCUGCUGCAGGCUUGAAAAGCAUGUUCCUCACUCAACACAGACAGGGGCAGAACUGCAGGCAGCUGUAGAGCUGUGAACACCUGGCAUGGAAGAGAAGUCCUCUUGGAUUACUGGUAACUUCAUUUGAUUUCAGUGUCACCAAAUUAAUUACUUCAUUGAAAUGGUAGUAUGUUUUUUUUCCUAUUUGUAUAUUCAGGGUAUGUAUUUCUGUAACUAUUUAAAGAGUUCAGGUUAGCUAGAGACAGAUAUUUUGGUUUCCAAAAGCUGUAACUCUUCCAGUUGUUCAUUCAAACAGGAUUCAUCCCAAACAAAUAAAACCACCUAACCCUAAGCUUGCCACAGAAAUAAAAUAAAUGGAUGUCUAUUUUUGUAUGAAAUGGAGUUCUAUAUAGUACUAUUUAAAAAUAAAUAAAAUCUACUUGCACUUACUAUUUUACAUUCUAAAUAUUACCCUAAAUCUGCUGUUUAAGUAACAGAUUUUCAAAUGUCUGUAUAUAUAUUUCCAACUACAGCACUUGUUCAGCCUUUUUUUAUGUAAGUCAGUGGGUCAAGUGUUCUACGUGUCACUUGCUCUCCAUAUGAAAUUUUAAAAGCCUGUGUAAAAAUUUCUAGUCUUUUAGACCAAGGAUGACUAAAUCCUCUUUGAUGUGUCAGUGUUACAUAGCAAAGUAAAAGCAGGCUUUUGUACUGAAGAGAUCUCGAAUGUAAAAUGUUAAGCAUGUAUAUUUUAAUUGUAUAAAACUUUUUUAGGAGGAA